This is a messenger RNA of Mus pahari (shrew mouse), 2480 nucleotides long. RefSeq names its product pentatricopeptide repeat domain 3 (gene Ptcd3). The record is from RefSeq and is a predicted model, not a curated record. Gene Ontology annotation, molecular function: ribosomal small subunit binding; rRNA binding; protein binding. Gene Ontology annotation, biological process: mitochondrial translation. Bases 5 to 2065 code for a protein of 686 amino acids. The transcript has 24 exons. Lineage: Eukaryota; Metazoa; Chordata; Mammalia; Rodentia; Muridae. Gene Ontology annotation, cellular component: mitochondrion.
AAAGAUGGCGGCGGCUGCGGUUGCGGCUCGCCGCCUGCCUUUUCCCAGCGGGCUUGUCUUGCUGCGGACCACUCGGGGGAUGGGUGUGUGUGAACCGAAGGUCUCUUGCAGAUUUUAUGCUGGAACUGAAUCCCUCCCAAAGGUUGAAGGAGCAGAUAUAACAGGGAUUGAAGAAAUAGUCAUUCCAAAAAAGAAAACAUGGGAUAAAGUGGCUGUUCUUCAGGCACUUGCAUCUACAGUAAACAGGGAUCCUACAGCUGCACCUUAUGUAUUUCACGAUGAUCCUUACCUCAUACCAACCUCUGCUAUGGAGGCUCGUUCAUUUUUAUUGGCAAAGAAGUCUGGAGAGACUGCAGCAAAGUUUAUUAUUAAUUCAUAUCCCAAAUAUUUCCAAAAGGAUAUAGCUGAGCCUCAUAUACCGUGCUUAAUGCCUGAGUAUUUUGAACCUCAGAUUGAAGGUGUAAGUGAAGCUGCCCUGGAGGAACGAAUCAGACUCAGAAAAGUCAGAGCUUCUGUGGACAUGUUUGACCAGCUCUUGCAAGCAGGAACCACAGUGUCUCUUGAAACAACUAAUAGUCUUUUGGAUUUAUUGUGUUACUAUGGUGACCAAGAGCCCCCAGCUGACUAUCCUUUUCAACAAACUGAACAUUUGGAAAACUUGGAGGAAGCUACAGAGGAAAAUGAUCAAACAUCCAAGAUAGAGUCCGGUCCUUGGAAAGCACAAAACAAUGCUGAGAGGAUCUUCACUUUAAUGCCAGAGAAGAAUGCACGCUCCUACUGCACAAUGAUCCGAGGGAUGGUGAAGCACCGAGCUUAUGCACAGGCGUUGAACUUGUACACAGAGUUAUUAAAUAACAGACUUAGUGCUGAUGUAUAUACCUUUAAUGCAUUGAUUGAAGCAAAAACACUCAUACUCAAUGAGAAAUUUGAGGAAAAAUGGAAUGGUAUACUGGAUCUACUGAAACAUAUGGUUGCACAGAAAGUGAAGCCAAACCUGCGGACUUUUAAUACAAUAUUGAAAGGUCUCCGGAAGUUUUACUCACUUGGAAGGAUACCGGCCUUACAGACACUACGUGAAAUGAAACAUAUUGGAAUAGAACCCUCACUUGCAACAUACCAUCAUAUUAUUCACCUCUUUUAUCCAAGAGGGUUUAGCUCUAUGAAAAUGCCAUCCCUCAUCAUCUAUGAUAUCAUGAAUGAAUUAGAGGGAAGAACAUUUUCUCCACAGGACCUUGAUGAUGAUAAAUUUUUUCAGUUGGCCAUGGGUGUGUGUUCAUCUCUCAGAGAUUUAGAGCUUGCUUACCAAGUACACAGACUUUUAAACACGGGGUACAACCGGAAACUUAUCGGAGAUGAUCUUCAACGUAAACUGUAUUAUUCGAAGUUUUUCAGUUUGAUUUGUUCACUGGAACAAAUUGAUGUCACCUUGAAGUGGUAUAAGGACCUAAUACCUUCAGUGUUCCUUCCCCACUCCCAAAUAUUCAUCGGUCUUCUUCAAGCACUGGAUGUGGCCAAUAGGCUAGAAAUGGUCCCUCAGAUUUGGAAAGAUAGUAAAGAAUACAGUCAUGCUUUCCGAGAUGCCCUAAGAGAAGAAGUAUUGAUGCUCAUGGCCAGGGAUAAACACCCACCAGAGCUUCAGGUUGCAUAUGCUGACUGUGCUGCUGAUAUCAAAUCCACAUAUGAAAACCAGGCUGCCCGGCAGCCUGCUUUUGAUUGGCCAGCCAACCCAUUACAAUAUAUAGCUGUCCUUUUUUUAAGAGGUGGCAGAACCCAGGAAGCCUGGAAAAUGUUGGAACUCUUCAAAAAGCAUAAUAAGAUUCCCAGAAAUGAAUUGCUGGAGGAAUUUAUGGACACAGCAAAAGCAUCCGGUAGCACUGCUCUGGCCAUUGAGGUUGUAAAGCUGGCAAGUGCCUUCAGUUUGCCUAUUGGUGAGAGCCUUGCCCAAAGAGUAAUGAUGGAUUUCACAGUUGACCCAGAACAAAAAGAAGCCCUGGGUAACCUCACUGUACUCAACAGUAGCGAUGGAGAAAGCAGCAGUGACAGUGACAUCAGUGAAGACAAAUGAAAGGGAGAGGUGACUCACAAUAGCUGCUGGAAUGUUAGAAGUGGUAAAAAUAAACAGAUACAGGGCUGGGAUCCAAUAUAAGCUCUGUGGUGUUGCACUGGCUUAAACCUAAGACCCUGGGGUUCAUCUGCAGUACCGCAAAGAUGCACAUCUGGCCAGUUUUUUGCCAAGACAGCAACAAGCACUGUGAAGUCUGACUUUUGGAGAAGAACAAAUUCCACAUAAACACACUGUUUGCAGACCUCAUUCCUAUUAUGCCCAUCAUGUUAGAAUCCACAGGCCUUUGCUGCCUACCUGCUCUGUAAUGUGUGGUCCUUUGGCCUAGAGACAAGAAUUCAAACUGUAAUCCCAGCACUUGGGAGGCAGAGGCAGGCGGAUUUCUGAUUUCAAGGCCAGCCUGGUCUACAAAGUGAGU